Messenger RNA from Drosophila hydei, 3300 nucleotides. RefSeq names its product allatostatin-A receptor (gene AstA-R2). Gene Ontology annotation, cellular component: membrane. NCBI's taxonomy places the organism in Eukaryota, Metazoa, Arthropoda, Insecta, Diptera, Drosophilidae. The coding region runs from base 1669 to 2775 and encodes 368 amino acids. The transcript has 4 exons. The record is from RefSeq and is a predicted model, not a curated record. Gene Ontology annotation, molecular function: neuropeptide Y receptor activity. Gene Ontology annotation, biological process: G protein-coupled receptor signaling pathway.
GUGUUUAUUCAGCUUGCUCUUGGGCUGUUUUAUUUUUCUUGUGUUUCUUCAGGCGCUGCUUAAUUCGUGUUUAAUCUCGUCAAAUUGUUGUUGUACUCGAUGAUGGCCCACUGAGGCGUGGCCGACGCAAAUGCUGUGCGACAAUUAAGCCGCAGCUGCGACGCUGCGUCGGCGGCACCGUCGACGUCAACGUCAACGACAACGUCAACUCGUCAAGCUGGCUGUGACAGGUGAAUGGCCCAGACGCUGCCAAUGAUAGGCAUGUAAAUGGGCUGUCGUUGCCGGGUUUAGCCCGGGUAGCAGGAGCGACAGCAACAGCUGCUUUACCACUCCAAUCCAACUCUUCGCUGCGGUGCGCCACAGCGCUCUAAAGGUGUGCGAUAAAACUGUUGCGAUAAGCGACCUCCAGACAAUAAAACUGUUUGAAUUGGUGAGGGGCGGGACGGGACCUGCGAGGCGGGGUCACUGGCGAAUGGGUAACGCAGCGCGUGCCAUUGUCAGAGUGAAUUUGUGUUUAUUUCGUCUGUUGGCAUUCGCUAGUUGAUUUCUGCCGCCGGACGCCGGACGCCGGACGCCGGACGCAACAGUUAAUCAGUGAAGUUAAGCACCAUACAGCGACUAGAUCCAGCUGUGCGGCACAGCCAGCUGUCACCCUGGUGACCGGCCGGCUAUUGCUGCUCCCAACUGUUUUGGUUCUGGCUGACGCUCUUGCCGUCUGGCUAAGCAAACAGCUAGCGCUGGCCACGCAUUGGCUGCUGAGCAAGCGCUGCGCCAUACACACACAGCUGUUGUUGUAGACGUUGUUAUUGGUGCUGCUGCCGGCGCUGCCGUCGACGUAGACUGCGAAUCUUUUGAGGCACAGCCAUCAGCCAUCAGUUGCGAGCUGGUAACCAACGCGUGCAGUUUGAAUUUUGGAUUUCUCGAAAAAGAAAAAAAAAAAAAAUAAGAACAUAAUUUCGUUAACAACGUUCAACGAAAUUAUAAUCAAAUUUAAAAGCAAGCCAAGCAGAAGUUAUGCGAUUUAUUCGGGUGUGUGUGUCUGUGUGACAGCAGCAGCAACAGCAACAGCUAUAAAAGCGACGCCGUUCGGUCUGUCAAUAAGAAAUUUACGAAGUCCUUGUAAGCCAUUUAUAGCAUGUGGGUGCAGCUGCCACAAAGGGAUAACAGUUAGCUAGGGCGUGACACGGCUCAAAGAGGAGCUCGCAGCGAGCAGUGGGCGCUGCGCGUGGCGUCAUUUUUUUCAACUCUUGUAUUGUUGUCUUACCUUGUUACAAUUAUCGUGAACUCUCUCUCUGUGUGUUCAUUGGUGCGCCUCCAAAUUGUCUUUGGGACCGCUACGUGUUGUAGUCCGUGAAUUACGUUCGGGCUUAGACAAUGUGUCCGCAGCUGCUCCCUGUGGAUUAUUGCGCAUGAUAAUUGAAAAAGUGGAGAAGAAGAAGAAGCAGCAGCAGCAGCAGCAGCGUACUGCGAUUCUUUGAGACUAGUGGCUGCUUGACCAAAAUCGUUUAAUUGGAAAUUUGUUAUUUGACCCCGACGAGCUGUGACAAUACAAUCGAAAAAAUAGUCGUGAAAUAAAAAGAAAAUGCUCCGCGCAUUGUGUGCGCCAACAAAGGAAAUGUAAUGAGUGCUGGGCCAAUUAAAAAUCAAUAGACUAGCGAACGCCACAGCAUGGAACUUGGCAACAUAACAAUGACGCUGGCUGGCCAGCUGGAGCUGACCACAAGCAGCCUGAACAUCAGCAGCAACGCCAGCAGCCUGGACAGCAACUCAACUACAAUUCAAACCGAAGCGGACGACAUUCGGGACACAGUGCGCUGGCUGGUGCCCAUUUUCUUUGGCAUCAUUGCCGUCUCGGGCUUCUUUGGCAACCUGUUGGUCAUCUUGGUGGUGCUGCUGAACAAGAACAUGCACUCGACAACGAAUCUGCUGAUCGUGAAUCUGGCCGCAGCCGAUCUGCUGUUCGUCAUCUUCUGUGUGCCCUUCACUGCCGUCGACUAUGUGACGCAGCAUUGGCCGUUUGGCAAGCUCUGGUGCCGCAGUGUCCAGUAUCUGAUUGUGGUUACUGCCUACGCCUCCAUCUAUACGCUCGUACUGAUGUCCAUCGAUCGCUUUCUGGCUGUCGUUCAUCCCAUACGCUCGCGCAUGCUGCGCACCGAGCACAUCACAAAGAUAGCCAUAUUUACGCUGUGGACAGUCGUGCUGACCGUUUCUAUGCCGGUCACCUUUGCUCAUGAUGUGGUGGUGCACUAUGAUAACCAGACGAACGUCAUCUACGCCAUGUGCCGCUUCAUCGACAACGAUGUGCUGGACCUGAGCACCUUUCAGGUGAGCUUCUUCAUCAGCUCAUACCUGCUGCCCCUGAUGGUCAUCAGCGGGUUAUACGUGCGCAUGAUCAUGCGUCUCUGGCGCCAGGGCACCGGCGUGCGCAUGUCCAAGGAGUCGCAGCGUGGACGCAAGCGGGUUACACGCCUGGUGGUGGUCGUGGUCAUUGCCUUCGCCUCGCUCUGGCUGCCAGUGCAGCUCAUUCUACUGCUGAAGGCUUUGAAAAUGUAUGAGACGAACAGCAUGUUCAGUGUCAUACUGCAGAUAGUGGCCCAUACGAUGGCCUACACCAGCUCCUGCAUCAACCCGCUGCUCUAUGCCUUCCUCUCGGACAACUUUCGCAAGGCCUUCUACAAGGCCAUUAACUGUUCGAAUCGUUACCAGAAUUACACAACUGAUUUGCCGCCGCCGCGCAAGACGUCCUGCGGAAGGACCUCCACGACGGGCCUGUGAGCGCUUACGCGACGACAACCAAAAAUCGGCGACAGCUUCAAAUAUCUAUAUGUAUAUAUCGAAAAGUGAUUGACCGACAGCCAGCAGGAGCAGAGGCGAGAGCAAGAGCAGGCGGAAAAGAGGCGUGCGAAGUGGCAGCAGGUGGCAGAUUGAUUGCUUCGUGCGAUGCUGGAAGGCGGCCAACCGGCUAAAUGCGGCCAAUUAAGGGGCUGAGGAUGUGCUGUUAAUUAACAGCCAAUGCCCAACAACAAAAAAAGAAACAGGACCAAACUUAUAAACUGAAGCAACAAACAACAAACAAGUAGAGCUCCUAUAAAUACGAGCGCGCAAUUCAAAUCGCAUCCUCCCCAUAGCUUAAAUACAUAUAUAAAUAUAUAUAUAUGUAUGUCUAUCUAUGUAUGUGUACUUAGACUUAGAUAAAGUUGUAUAUAGGCUAAUGCUAACUGUCUAUGAGUUAACGCUUCGUGUGAGCCACGCGCAAUCGUGUGCGCCGAAGCGUGGCCGAAUGUAAACAAAAGUUAAUUG